This is a messenger RNA of Drosophila obscura, 5058 nucleotides long. RefSeq names its product transmembrane protein 94. The coding region runs from base 152 to 4669 and encodes 1505 amino acids. The record is from RefSeq and is a predicted model, not a curated record. The transcript has 9 exons. NCBI's taxonomy places the organism in Eukaryota, Metazoa, Arthropoda, Insecta, Diptera, Drosophilidae. Gene Ontology annotation, molecular function: nucleotide binding.
CUGUGGCGAACAGCUGAUUGGCAAAAAUACAAAAAAAAAACUCCAAAUCCGAAACAAAUGAGAAAAAUAUAGAAACGAUGAUAUAGACGGCAGGCGAUUACUUAAAGUGCAUCCGAAUGCGAAAAGCCACUCGCAGCGGCUUACGGAAAAAAUGCAGCGGAAGCAGUCCGGCAUCGACCCGGCAUGCAGCACCGCCUUCGAGGCGGCGGACCAGCCGCACCACCACGGCCUCAGCACAAAGAUAGCGCUGCGGCGUCUAUACGAGGAGAUUGAAAAAGUUCUGCUGGAGCAUGAGCAGCACUACGGGGCGGAGAGCUGCUAUCGGAAGUUGCGUGCGGCCUUCGUGAAGCGCUAUGACAGUCCACUGGGCUGGCUGUCCAUUGGUGCCAGUUUGCUGACAAGCGGAGCGCUGCUUAUCACCGGCAUGUUGUGGCCCGCGAUCUGUUUGCUGGCUAUCUUAUCGCUGGACUUCUUCGUGGUCAUCCGAGAGAACAAUUUGCGACGCACGGAGAUAUUCCGCAAGACGCGCUACGCCCUCGCGGAGCUGCAAUUGGCGGAGCAGCAUUUCAGCGACGACUGGCAGCAAUCCAAUUAUCCUCACCUGAGUAAUCCAAUGUCGCCGUGCGUAUCCCUGCAGUGGACCUAUCGCGACGGCAUCCUCGUCAACCUGCCAUGGGCGCUGUUGGUGCGCGGCGAUUGCAUUGUGCUGCGACCUGGACACAUAUCACCCGGCCCCUGUCAUGUGCUGGAAACAAGCAAAUGCUUCGAGGCGAAUGAAAUCUACGGUGCGGCGCCCAUGGGGGAUCCACCUGUUAAGCCAAUGGCGCGUCCACCGCUGCCCAAUCUCGUGUGCUGCUUGGAGAGUACGCCGUAUCUGGAGAACUUGAGCAUUUGCCUAAAGAACUCGCUAAAGCGACCGCCAACAAUCUACAAUCAGCAGCGCUAUCUGCUGGUGACCAAAUACAUUCAACAAUGGGGCUUCAUCAGUGCCCUGAUCAUCACUCUCAUAUCGGGAAUGCUGCGCCUGCAUGGCUAUGGACUGCCCACCGACGAGAAGCACAAUUGGCGCUUUGUGCUCAUCGAGUCGCCUGCCGCUGCCAUAAUUCCACUGCUGCCACUGAUCUUCCCGCUCAUGUGGAUAUCCAUGAAUCUGUGGGGCGUUGCCCGGCUGCAGUGCUUCCUCAAGACGCCGCAGGCUGCCUUUGAAAAGAGUACAACAAAGUCGUUUGAAGAGGAUCUCGACUCGCCCUCGUGUAACUAUGAGAACAUAUCAAUGCUGCGCUCCAAUGUGCUGCGCAUCUGGAUGCAAUUGUGGAAGGGGGACAGCGAACUGUUGCCCCGUUCGGCUAAUCUGGUGCAGGUACUGGGCUCCAUUUCGGCGCUCUGUUGUGUGGACAAAAAGGGCAUAUUGUCGUGGCCCAAUCCCACUGCCGAGAAGGUCUUCUUUCUGCACAACACCGACGAGGAGGCCCACGAUGAUGGGGCGCGCAGUCAAGCUUCCACACAAAGCGAAAGCGAUGAUGUGCCCAUUGUUGAUGAGGAUCACAAGGAGGGUGGCAUUGUCGCCGAGGUAUUGGAUCUAACGCAUGACCAGCACUGCCCCUUUCGUCUGGAGUUCGAUGAUCAUGAGUGGAAGGCGCACAUUAAAUCACUCAAACCGCUGGGCCUGGCCAUAUUGCUGAACACCUGCUCGCCGCUUACCCAUGAGCAUUAUGCACAGUUCUGUGGACAUGUUACCGCUGUGGCGAUGCUCGACAAAGAUUUGGUGCCCGUGACAAAUCGGUAUGCAAAUGCGUAUGCACUCAUUGAAUCCAGUAAAAGCUUUUUGCAUGGACGCUGCCUGUGCGAGCUGGCCAAGCAGAUUGGCUUCACCGAUCAUGCCACUGAUCGUUUUGCGCUGGAGGGACAGCUGGCCAGCUACAGGCAUUUGCAACCCGAUGUGGUGCGUCGGGACAUACGCUUUGCGCGACAGCUGCAGCUGUCGUCCAAGGUGAAGGUGCCAUUUCCGCAUUCGCUGUCCGUGGUGAUGCGCGAGAAUCCGGGCGGCUAUCUGUCGCUCUUCACGCAGGGCACCGCGGACAUUAUUCUGGACUGUUGUGACGAUUUCUGGAAUGGCCAGGACCUGCACCCGUUGUCGCCGCAGGACCGCAAGCGUGCCCUGGACUUUUAUCAGCGCAGUGCGCUCACCUCCUACUGCACAGCCUUCGCCUAUCGGCCGCUGCGGCAUGGCAUUCACGGGGCCCUGAGCGGUCCGCAGCAGAGCGGCGGCGAGUGCUUGUACCUGGAGCUGCCGCCCGAGUCGAAGCUGCGCAUGCAGCACGUGGACAAGUUACACUGCGACUUCCAGGGCGGGCAUCAUGUGAAGCUGAGCCACAGCAUCAGCACGGACUCGCUGCUGUUCUCGGAGCACAAGGACGAGGAUUGCAACGAUGUGGAGGGCUGCUUCGAAAUGCAAUGCCACCAGGUGUUCAUCGGCAUGGUCACGAUGCAGUACCAGGCCCAGAAUGACAUUGUGCGGCUGGUGGAGCGCCUGGAGCGUGCGUGCAUUCGCUUUGUACACUUCAGCAAGGAGAACGAGCUGCGGUCGCGCGUCUUUUCCGAGAAAAUGGGCCUCGAGUCCGGCUGGAAUUGUCACAUAUCGCUGCUCAGCGAACCAGAGCCGGAGAUUGAGAAGGAUAGGGAGAAGGAGAAGACAAACUCUCGGGGCAUUUCACCAAAAAACCCUGGUAAAAAUCCACAAAAAGCCACCACAGAACCUGCCACCACCACUGAAAGCACAGCCGAUUGUGUGGACGAUGCCCAUGCCCAUAACACUCAUCCUCAAUGUGCCAAAGUCAUGUACAUAUCGCCUCCCGCAUCCGCAUCCGCACCCAGUCCCACACCUGCAUCCGAAACCGAAACCAAAACCACAGCACCCGCAAAUGAGGCAACAGCCUCGUCCAUUGCUAAACCCACUGAUAUUGUAGGUGACGCCCCUGGUGCUGCUGCUGCUGCUGCUGCUGGUCCGGAUGUCAGCUAUCUGCUCGGCCCGCCCACCAACUUGGAGUCCUCGAAAACGCUCAGCUCUUCGGCGCCCGGUGCCAUAUCCAAUCCGGAUGAGUGCAAUCCAUUGAAUGCGGCUCUGAGGUCUGAGGACGCUGGGGAUGCAGUCGAUGCUGGAAGUGGGGAGAACUCGGAGAGCUUGCAGCACAUGGAGCUGUCUGGCGGCGGCGGCGGGGAACUGGAGACGGAGACCAGCGAUCCCAAUCGACACAAGCAGCGACACUCGCUGGACUCGGCCAUGGAUGAGAACUGCCGCUCGCUGAGCACCCUCACGGAGAGCACCGAUCAGAGUGCGCCCAUCAAUUUUGACAUGUCGAACCGGGCCAAGCUGCCGCGCGGCAUUGAGAACAUUCGGCCCCAUCUGGAGCAGGUGGACAAUGUGCCGCUGCAGGUGUCGCUCUUCACGGACUGCUCGGCGGAGGCCACGCGCCAAAUGCUCGACAUUAUGCAGUCCUAUGGCGAAAUUGUCGUCUGCUUGGGCAGCUCGGCCAGCAAUGCGAAUGCCGAUAUCUUCUUGCAGGCUGAUUGCAGCAUUGCCGUGGAGCCACUCUAUCCGCAGGUGUGUCAAGACGUCGACGCCUACACGGAGGCGAACCUACAGCACAACAAGUGGCUCUGGCAGCGUCAGGCCGACAAGGGCAAGGCUGCCGACGAUGAGCAGCUGCUGGAGUGCGGCCUCCAUGGGGCCGGGGCACGUGCCAUGCAAUCGCCAGCGCAUACUGUCUCCCCGCUGUAUCUGAGUCGUCUGCUCAACUCGCUGCCCUGCUCGAUAGCCGUCUGUCGGGACGACCCACUUUCGUUGGUGGCCAUAAUUGAGCUGUCACGCCGCUUCUCGCUGGGCCUGUGGAACUGCAUACAGUAUUGGGCCUGCUGUGCGGGCACCAUAUCCAUUAUGAAUGUGCUGUGCGCGUGCCUCUCACUGCCGCCGAUCCUCACGCCCCUGCUGUCCAUCUAUCUGAUGUCUGUGCCCGUGCCGCUGAUUGCCAUCUCGUUGGCCCACAUCGAUGUCGAUCCCAAGAUAAUGAAUCGAGCGACCAGCAAGAAGCAAACCGACUAUGAUACGCGCGCUUUUGCAUUUGUUAUGUGGUGCUAUGGCUGCAAAUUUCUCGUUCCCAUUAUAUCGCUGCUCGUUACCUACUGGAUGUGCCUAGCGCAGUCUAGCGUCAGUCCACAGCUCACUGCAGAGGAGCAGCUUCAGGUUGGCGACGACGACGACAUCGCUGACGUAGACAAUGAUGCGAAUUUCUAUCAAUUUCUGUACUUGGCACGCAGCUGUGCCUUGCUGGCGAUACUCCUGCACUUUGCUUGCAUCUCCAUUACAUUUGUGCAUCGCGAUCAUGCAAUUUGGCAGCGUAAUCCAUUUACCAAUCGCAUUUGGGCCCUCACCUGUCUGGGUCUGGUGAUUUUCCAUUUGGCCAUUCUGUCCUUACAACUAGCACUGGAUGACUUUCUACAGCAACAACUGCCGCAGCUCUGGAUGCCCAUGCUGGUGCUAUAUGGCACGGGCCUGCUCAGCUGGAUUAUCAGCGAACUGGCCAAGUUUCAGGAGAACAAAGUUAAUGCGCGCUAUCAGCGUCGUGCGCGUUUGGAUUUUGGCACCAAAUUGGGCAUGAAUUCGCCCUUUUAGAUCGCCCCCACCCCCCACAUGUACUUAGUGCCAAGGCUGUAUAUACACCACGUUGGAUACGCUUUUCUUGUUUUAAUUAACCCUUAGGAUACUUGAUUUUUGUGUUAGCAGCAUCUGUUUGAUUCGUUUUUAGCUGCGGCCUUGUACUUUCAUUCAGUUUUUUUACUUUUACCGACUAGCCUUUCCAGCUUGUUUAUUUUUGUUGUGUGACACCCCGAACCGCCCCCAAUCGAACACCUUUUAUGUUCUUGUUUCGUGUUGCCCCUCUCUGGCCACUCUGUGUGUACUAACAUUUAAAAAAGACUUUGCAAUUACUGUAUGAAAUAUAUACCUACAUAUAUGUAUAUCUAUGUGUAUAUCUGAAAAAAAUAAAAGCCAACGCAACUCAA